AGUUUUUAAAAAUGUCCCCAUAUAUUAGAUAUGUGUAUAUAUUUUCUAAAUAGAAAUGUUCUAUAGAAUAAUCAUUUUCAAAUGAAUUCUUAUUUUAAGUUCACAAAAAGCCAUUACAAGAAAUGGAAAUAGCAGCAAUUACACAUGGUGCUCUCCGGGGAUUAGCCUACUUACAUUCUCAUGCCAUGAUCCAUAGAGAUAUCAAAGCAGCAAAUAUCCUUCUGACAGAACAAGGCCAGGUGAAACUUGCUGACUUUGGAUUGGCUUCCAUGGUCUCUCCUGCCAGUUCUUUUGUGGGAACGCCGUAUUGGAUGGCCCCAGAAGUAAUUUUAGCCAAGGAUGAAGAACAACAAUAUGAUAGCAAAGUAGAUGUAUGGUCUCUUGGAAUAACAUGUAUUGAACUAGCGGAAAUGAAGCCUCCUUUAUGGAGUAAUAGUUCAGUAAGUGUCUUCAGUCACAUAAUCAGAAGUGAAUCCCCUACACUACAGUCUACUGAAUGGUCUUAUCAUUUUCGACACUUUGUAGAUUCUUGCCUCCAGAAAAUCCCUCAAGAUCGCCCUACAUCACAGAAACUUUUAAUGGUCAGUUAUACUCUGUUUUGUACACCUAAGAAAUUUUGGCCAACAAAGCACAUGUUUGUUCUUCGGGAGCGCUGUGAAACAGUGUUAAUAGAUCUAAUUCAAAGAACAAAGGUGCUUUCCCAGGAGGCACAUAAUGGACCAUCAGUAGAGUCACAGGAAGAAGAGGAACUAGAUUACUGUGUUGGAUGGAAAGGGACAGUGAACAGUGUUGAGAGUCAUCAGUCUGUUCCCAGUAUGUCCAGCGGGGCCAGUAGCCAAAGCACUAGUGUCAACAGUUUUCCAGAUGCCUCCAGUGACGAGAGAGAACUAGACAUGAUGGAGGGAUACCACACAGUCACGCCUAGUAGUUCUGCCAUCCAUUUAAAACCCGCUAAAGGGAUGUCCAAGGAGGAGGAAAAAUUUAAGCAACAUCUUCAGGCCCAGCAGAAGAAAGAACUGAACAGCUUUUUGAAGUCCCAGAAGAGAGAAUAUAAACUUCAAAAGGAACAGCUUAAGAAGGUGCUUAAUGUAAACCAGAGCAGCCCAAGGAAAGAAGAACAGGAAUGGCUGUCAAAGCAGAUAGAGAACGUCCAGCAUUCCCAGGCAGAGGAGAAGACUGAUCUUCUUCACCAUCAGAGACAGCACCUCGGGCUGCAAUGCCGUCGCUUCCAAAGAAACAUAUUACUUGGGUGCUGUAACUUGGAGCAGGAUCUUGUCAUGGAGGAGUUAAAUAAUAGGCAGACUCAAAUGGACUUGGAGCAUGCAACGCUCCUGCGUCAUCAUGAAUCCAUGCAAGAACUGGAGUUCCGCCAGCUCAACACAAGGCAGAAGAUGCGCUGUGAGCUGAUCAGGUUGCAGCAUCAAGCCGAGCUCACUAACCAGCUGGAGCAUAACAAACGGAGAGAACGAGAACUAAGGCGAAAGCAUGCCAUGGAGGUUCGACGACAGUCUAAGAGUCUGAAGGAAUUAAAUAAGAGGCAGACUCACAAGGUCUUGGAGCAUGCGAUGCUGCUUCGACAUCAUGAAUCCACGCAAGAACUGGAGUUCCGCCAGCUCAACACAAUGCAGAAGAUGGGCUGUGAGCUGAUUAGAUUGCAGCAACAAGCCGAGCUCACUAACCAGCUGGAGCAUAAUAAACGGAGAGAACGAGAACUAAGGCGAAAGCAUGUCAUGGAGGUUCGACAACAGUCUAAGACUCUGAAGUCUAAAAAACUCCAAAUCAAAAAGCAGUUCCAGGACACCUGCAAAAUCCAAACCAGACAAUACAAAGCUUUAAGAAAACACUUACGGGAAUCUACACCAAAGAGUGAGCGCAAAGCUGUUCUGAAACGGCUUAAGGAGGAGCAGACCCGGAAGUUAGCCAUCUUAGCUGAGCAGUGUGACCACAGCAUUCGUGAAAUGCUCUCCACUCAAGCCCUGCGUUUGGAUGAAGCACAGGAGGCAGAGUGCCAGGUUUUGAAAAUGCAGCUGCAGCAGGAACUGGAGCUGCUGAAUGCAUAUCACCGCAAAAUCAAAAUGCAGGCUGAGGCACAAGAUGAUCGAGAGCUUCGGGAGCUUGAACAGAGGGUCUCCUACCGCAGGGCACUCAUACAACAACAGGUAUAA
This is a messenger RNA of Manis javanica (Malayan pangolin), 2165 nucleotides long. NCBI's taxonomy places the organism in Eukaryota, Metazoa, Chordata, Mammalia, Pholidota, Manidae. The record is from RefSeq and is a predicted model, not a curated record.